Molecule: messenger RNA, 5177 nt
Organism: Tyto alba (common barn owl)
Lineage: Eukaryota; Metazoa; Chordata; Aves; Strigiformes; Tytonidae
Gene: PHETA2
Product: PH domain containing endocytic trafficking adaptor 2
Exons: 3
Coding region: 281-1096 (271 amino acids)
Biological process (GO): retrograde transport, endosome to Golgi; endosome organization; receptor recycling
Cellular component (GO): recycling endosome; trans-Golgi network; early endosome
Source: RefSeq, a predicted model, not a curated record
CCGGCGGCCGCGGGAGCCCUGCCCCGCCCGGCCGCGGCAGGACCCCGGCUCCCCGCACCGCCCCGGCAGCGCCGCCGAGCAGCGAGGGCCCGAGUGCCAAGCUGGUCUGGUCUGUGACUCCUUCUUCUGCCACCUUUCCUCCAACCAGGGAUGGAGCUCGGCACGGUGAAGUUUCGGAGGCCCUCGGCAAGGGAGCAGCCCGCCCGGGAAAGACGGCAAGGGGUUGUGGUCUGACCCGCACAGCCGGUACGGCACCUCGCACCCCGCUGCCGGCAGGGCAAUGAAGCUGAACGAGCGGAGCGUGGCCCACUACGCCACCUGCGACUCGCCCGCCGACCACGCCGGCUUCCUCCGCAAGCGGGUGGAGCGGCACCACCACCAUGCCCACCACCAUCACGCCACUUCCUACCAGCGCCGCUGGUUCGUCCUCAAGGGCAACCUCCUCUUCUACUUCGAGGAGCGGGAGAGCCGGGAGCCCGUGGGGCUGGUGGUACUGGAGGGCUGCACCGUGGAGCUGUGCGAGGCCGCCGAGGAGUUCGCCUUCGCCAUUCGCUUUGACGACGCCGGCGCCAGGGCUUACGUGCUGGUGGCCGAUGGCCAGGCUGCCAUGGAGGCCUGGGUGAAGGCGCUUUCACGGGCCAGCUUCGACUACAUGCGGCUGGUGGUGAGGGAGCUGGAGAAGCAGCUGGAGGAGGCCUGCAAGAGCUUGGCCGCUUGCCGCAAGUCUCCGCGGAGGUCCUCCUCCUCCGGCAGGAAGAGGCACCUCUCCAACCCCUCCUUGCUGCCUCUCCAGGAGAAGCCUGCCGUCCUGGAGAACGGUUACUCCACGUGGGGUAACGGUGGCGGCGUCCCGGGGGAGGCCCCCUGCCCUGACCGCGACGGGGGGCACGCAAAGCCCCCUCCUCUGCCUCCACGCCGGCGCUCUGCCGCCGGCAGCGCCGCGGGGUCCCCGGCGCCCGGCCUCUCGCCAGCCAUGCCGGAGAGCCCGGUGUCACCGGAGACGGCCUGCUUCUCCAAGCUGCACAGCUGGUACGGGCAGGAGAUCGCGGCGCUGAGACGGGAGUGGCAGGAGAGGCAGAAGAGGGGACACCCGUGACCGGGGGUGCGGUGCGCGAGCCACCGGCCAGCGGAUGCCCGGCAGCCUGUCCCACACGGGAAGAGCGAAGCCAGGGAUGCUGCCCCUCUGCCCUGGUCGGUGGCUGAGUGUGCGGUGUGUGUGUGUGUGCUUCACCGGGCCCGUGGGAGGGACCUGGGUCUUCCCCAAACCUCAUGUUUCAUUUCCAUGAGGCUUUAUACAGUUGGAGAGUGUGUAAUACCAGGGGAGCCGUCUUUGAACUCUCCUCUGCUGACGAUAUGAGGUGUGAAGGGGGCCCACACUGGCACAUACGCAACAAACCUCACCGAGCAGGCGUUGCCCUUUGCCAUCCUGGCGUGGUGGGUGCUCUGGGUGCUUCAUCGCCCACCUCUCCUUCACCACUUCUUUUUGGUUUUGUUUCUCAGCGUGGAAUUUUGCACAGGUCAGCGUUUAUUAUUGUCUGUGGUCUUGUGCUGAAGUCCUUCUGCCUUUGCUCUUUCACGGCGGAUAAGGCUGGGCUCUUAUGAAAUGCCUCCAACGGGCCACUGGCCCUGGCGGGGGCCUCCAGCCUUGUGCCUCUCUUGCCACAGGACACGUGUGAGCCACUGAGGCUGUGGCUGGCCCAGCAGCCGGGGCAACAAGGACCAGGCUCUUGUGUUGUCUUUUUUUUGUUUUGUUUUGUUUUUUUUUUUUUUACUUUCAUCUGCACUAACCCUCCUCCCUCCUAAAUCCCUCAGGAUGUGGAUUUCAUGGGCUUGCAUCCAUCUCUUUAGGCGCCUGAGCUCAGCAGCAAGGCUGAAAUGGAGACACCGAGCCUGGUCUGAAGCAACAGUGGGGACCAGGAACUCCCCAGGACUCUCUCAAGCGGUAGCCAAGCCUGUUAAUAUCUCCCGUCUCAAGCCUUUCCUGUUCCAAAACAGGGACGCUAAAGCCUUGUUGCCUGGCCGGGAUUGAAUUUCUCAGCCCCUGCGCAGACCGUAGCUCCUGCAAAGUGCCAUAUAGGGCUCAACCAUCUUGUUGGGCAUCUUGCCCGAGCCGGCGUCCAGAGCUGCGCUCUUGCAGGGCCCCUCUCACUACUGUGGCUCUGCCCAGCUCCCGGCAGAGCCCCGCAGUCAGAGGGGAGGCUGUGGGGGCGUGGGGAGGAGGAGCGGGCUGGUCCCAGGAGACGUGAAGGUGUGGGAGUGAGUUACAGGUAGCGCUGACUGCAUGUCAGCAGUGUCUGAGCUUGCCUCUCGAAGCGUCGAAGCCAUACUGCUGCUUUUUACCAAAGCCAGCAGCUGGCCUGCCAGCGCUUGCCUCCGAUUUCAUGUCAGCAUCACUCGGCUGAUCUCCGUAGCACGGCCCAUCCUCCCAGGGGGUGAGGAGGGCUGUGGGGAGGCAUGCCUGUCGCCUCACUGCAGAAACAGACUUGUCCUUCUGUAGGCCAGAAACCUUGGCGACGGGGCAGAUGGUACAAGGAGGUGUAUACCUACAUAUAUACUGCUUCAAAUACACGAGGCAGUCUUGUGCUUCCUAUCUAACAGUGCUAAACCUGUUUUUAUUGCCCUGUUUUACUAAGGAGCCUUGCUAGGAAAGCAAGAGGCCAUUCCAGGUCGUGACUGUUAGGAGCCUGUUUGCCUUUCUGGAGUUAAACGCACUCAGCUUAAUACUUUGCAAUAGCCAGUAGAGAUUGCUAAUGCAGAAAUCAUAUGACUUCCAUUAACUCUUGGUGCCUUUGAAAAUAUAUCUCUGGUAGUUUUGGAUGAUGACCUUCCAGCCUCCUGCCUAAUUAUGGCUCAGUGGUAUAUUAGAGGAAAUCAGAUGUUAAAUCCGAUCUUACGAACGUGACUUUGAGCAGUGGGAGUGUAACCUUCACAUACAAGUGAUGCAAUCCAGACCUCUCCAGUUCAUGUCUGUAUUUUUUCACAGUAAGGAUCUUCGAGUUUGGGAGGUUUAUUUUUGUUCUGCUUUUUAGGUGAAAACACUUGAGAAAAAAACAGGAGCAGGUGGCCACAGGCCAGUGCCCAGGCUUUGCCAGCAGUCCAGCAGGCUGGACUUAGGGGCCAGCUCUGCCUCCCUACCUCCUGCUUGAAGAGUUCAGUGAGAACCUGUCCCCUUCCCCAUGCUGGGGCAGCAGCAUCAGUGCGUGGCGCUACUUGGUGCCUCCUCACUCUGAGCAUGGGUGUUUUGGGGCCAGGGUCAGAUCUGGCAAGCAUUCUGCGUUUUGGGGUGGUUUUUUUUAAAAAAAAAAAGAAUUCAGAAGGAUAUUCCUGAUGUCUCAGACUUACAUAAGGAAGUUUGAUGGUAAAGAUUUAACUUCCAAAAUAAAUGAAAAUGUAAUGGCAGUUACUACAUGAGACCCAAGAAUCAAGAGUAACUUGAAAGGGAAAAUAAAUUGACAAAGCCAGUUCUGUCAGAACUGGAACUGAAACAGUAUUAUUCAUUUAAAGGGCAGUUUCACUUUUAAGAAGCUUAGUUUGUUUUAAUAAGUCAGGAUUGUGCUAGUAACACUACUAAAGAGCUUGUAUUUAAUGCUUUAAUCUGUUCCAUUCAAAUGGCACAAUUUCCACGCUACCUGCCUUUGCCUUAGCACAUACACCAACUAAAUCCUAAAUCCUGCAAAUGAGGAGCUGCGCUCUGUUUUCUGUCUGAUCGCAUUUGGAGUGAUUUUGUGUUUUAUUCUGCAGCGCUGAGAAGAAAGUGGCUAAAUCCUGAACAGUCUUGGUGCUCAGCCCAGCUGUCCAUGCGUGGGCCUUUGCUAGGUCUCCAAAGUGCUGCGUGACUUCUUCGGAUGCGCUUGGUCGGGGCUUCCUCACCAUCCUGCUUACAUAGCAGGGACGGGCCUUUUGUGAGUAAAAAGAGCCAUAAUUGGAGCCAUCCCCAAAUUUGUAUGGGAGUGCAGUUUUUUUAAUGACCACCGCUGCUCGCUUCAUUAGUCAGGAAGCACCUGGGUGCUCCACCACCUCCUCUGAGAUGGAGACUAUCAAACCAGUUUGGCUGAGGAUCAGUUGAUCUGGCAGCACCUUUGAAGCAGCCCCCCAGGCAGAAGGUCAGGAUUUCAGCUCCCUGGGAUUACACAUGCAGCUGGCUAAAGGAGCAUCCUCUCUGACUGUUUGCGGGCAGAGAUCAUUUCAGGAAAAGUAGAGACUUUUCACUGCACGUUGUCUCCAGCAGCAAAAUAAGACUGACUGCCACACGCUGGUUUUCUCUGGUCAUUCAGGUUUGGACUGUUUCACCUCCUGCCUUUGCUUUCCCUUAUUUUUUAAAAGCAGAAAAUGGCUGGGCAGCACGAAACACGUUCCCUAUCAAAGGGGGAGCUGAACACUAACGCUGAAUGGCUGCUUUUCUUGAAGUACUGAAGUCAAAUCCUUUUCUAAGAAUGUUCUUUAGCAAAAUGAUGCAAAAGCAAUGAGAGAAAAAUGCUUGAAUCUGAAUGCUUGAAUUUAGAAGAAAUAGAAGAUUGAAAGAGGGAGGGCGAUUCUGACAUAGCCUUUGUAAGCUGUGCCAGGGGCUGCCAAUUCUGCAAAAAUAGUUGAUGAAAUCCUUGUAUUUUUCAGAGGCUGGCAUUUCAGAUUCAGGCCCAUAACGUAUUGUUUUAUUUCUGCCCAUUGAUCUUUUUAUAAAACAACUGUGGUGAUGUUUUCCACUGAACCCAUGUCCUAACAAUAAGAGUAACCUCAAGAUUUUACCCAUGACCACUGCUAGCCACUUUAUGGACAUUCACGACCAAGAUCGGACGUUUUCUGUUACAGUAGCUACCACAUUAAUAGUUUAGGGGUGGGUGACCCCCAAAUCUUACCCCUCUCAACUGCCUUUGCAGAGGAACUUAAAUAACCCCCACUGAAACGCACAGGGAACAGGUGGAAUUCCCGUGACGGGGGCAUCUUUCACCGGCACCGAGCACAUUUUAACAUCUGCACAAUUACCGGCCAACACUACGAGCAACCUGUGGAAACUCUCCUGCCUUUUAAAGUGCUUGUAUUUUAGGUAGAUGACGUGUUUUUAAGAGGUGGUUUUGCAUGCGCCUUUUGUUUUUACACACGGAACUUGUAUUAUGCAUUUCAAGACGUUGUUCACGUUUGCGUUUUACGCCGUGAAGCCGAAUAAACCGUUUUGAUUUGUA